This is a messenger RNA of Cyclocybe aegerita, 702 nucleotides long. NCBI's taxonomy places the organism in Eukaryota, Fungi, Basidiomycota, Agaricomycetes, Agaricales, Hemipholiotaceae. The record is from the annotation of a GenBank genome assembly.
AUGGCGCCUGUUCAUCACUCCCCCUCCUCUCCGCCCAUGCCCCGAGCCGACUCACCUGAAGAAAUUGCAAGGAGGAUGGUGCGAUAUACCGAGAUUUUCGUCCUUUCUGGCACUAGAGUCCGCGCCGAACCAGAUCGCAUGGCCGCAACGUCUGCCACCUUGCAGGCUGAGGGUGGUGAAGUGCCUCUGAAAGCAGGUGCCAUCCCCGAUCCAAUGGCUGCGCUGAAGUUCUACGACGAAACCCUCGCCACUGCUCCCAAGUCUUUCAUGGAUCACUACUACCAUUUCCAUUACGCGUCGUCCGCGGCCAUUCUUGUGACCGUGCACAUCAUUACACCCCGAGCAGUUCGAGAUCCCCUCUUCUUUCAAGCCUAUACGAAAGCCUUCGUUAAGCUGGAAGAGCUGUCUCGAGUGCGACUGGGGCAGACCGACAGCGCGGAAUCGUCUCAAUGCCAAGCAAUGAUUGGUCGUUCCGAAGCUAACGCCCUGGUUCAGGACGUCAGGCGCCUCAGAACAAUGAAGUUUCACGCUUUCGAGGGAGAAGACGUUGAGGAGUCGGGAAAUUGGCAGGUCGUGGGUAUCUUUCUAGCUGAGGAUGGCGAUGAGGAGUACAGUGUAAGAUUCGAUCACCUCUCUGCGUCGCUUCCAUUCGACAAAGCCGAGCUGGUUGAGCUAUUGACAAAGAGUGCUCAACAAUUGUAG